AUGAUAUUAAGCACAAUUUUCAUUUUAUUUUAUAUCAAUCAAGCUGUUGCGAGUUGUGCAGGUAUACUAAAAAAAUGAAAUAAGUAGAUGAAACCCCCCAUUUAGCAACCAGAAACCUCAAAGCAACCUAAUCCGUAUGUGACAACACAAUGCAGUUCAAUCUAUCCUUUGCCGAUUACCCACUCACCAUUGAAAUUGCCAAACAACUAUAGACUAUCUACACAAUUGCUUCCAUUUCAACACUCUCUGCAUCUGAUAUGCAAGGAAAUCUGAAUGGUAUUAGUUCUAAAAAUAACCUUUAAAGCCUAUACUGCAACUAGUUUUGAGUUUCGAUCCCCAUCUGAACAUCAAAUAGAAGGAAUUCAAUAUGAUUUGGAGAUGUUAAUUCAUCAUCAAUUGCAAGAAGGCUUAAUUUCUAAUUCACAAAUGGCCAUAGUAUCUAUCCUUUUCAAAAUUGAUAAACUCUAAUCACAACCAUUUUUUGAUGAUUACUAUUUCAGGAUCUUAAAACAUCAGAAUACUACCACUUUGACCAUCAAUUUUCACAAUUCUCUUGGUUCAUAGAUUCCCUUGGACCCAACAUUCUAUACUUAUAUGGGUACUUUCAAUUCUCAUUUGUUGGAUUGCAAACAGCUGGUACAGUGGUACGUACUAGAUAUUCCACUUCCUAUUUCUUCAUAACAAGUUGCUCACUUCAAUUAUUUCUUCCGUAGCAAUGAAACCAUAAACACUCAGGAUUAAAUAACUGAAGUGAUCGACUUAUUAAAAUUGAAAGGGGCAUACUGUGAAAGCCAUUUGGCCAGAGAUUUUGGUUUGUUCUUGGCGUAUUGUGCUAUGAUUUUCAUAAUUUAUAAAUCAAUUUGA
Molecule: messenger RNA, 864 nt
Organism: Paramecium octaurelia
Lineage: Eukaryota; Ciliophora; Oligohymenophorea; Peniculida; Parameciidae
Source: the annotation of a GenBank genome assembly